AAUUAGUUAGUGGGGGGAAACCGGACCGGGAUUCAAAAGAAUUAGGCGAAGUCUUUCUUAAAAGAAUGUGCUUUCGCUUUAUAGCUUUAUCCUCAACGUAAGUAACUUAGUGCAGUGCAAGAGGAAGAAGAAAAUGAAAUACGAACAACCGCGCUGGUCGUACCGAAUCUCCAAUACAAAACAAACCAUGGCUAUCCUUCGUUAUUUUGUGCCUUUUCUUACUUUCAUAGCAGCCAAUUCUUUUUUUCGUUUUCUAGGAUCAGAAGGAACCGCUAUAAUGACCGCGGGUGGAAAUAUCGUACUUUUUGGAAUCCUGCUCUUGAUCUUGACCUUUUUCUUUCGAAAAAAUCGUUUUCGUUUGAGCUUUCCACUUGUCUUUCUUUUAUAUAUAUCCAUAAUAUUUUCCAUCUCGUUAUUUGGAUGUUGUUUACGCGCCCAUUUCCUAUCGAACUUUGGUCUGUAUUUCCAGGAUGUUUUCUCGUUUGUUGUUGCUUUGAGUGUGGGUUCGGGAGGAGGGCAGCCACUUCCUCUUCCGGCCCCUUCCAGCCCAUCAAACUCGUCAUCAGAAGAUUCAUUCGGGCUACAGGUCCUGUCGGAGCCUUGGCCCGUGACUCACAAUAUAGCCUACGAAUCUUCGCUCCGAAGUCGAAUUUUUUCGCUGGAAAGUAGGGAUUGCAUUUUUCUCCUUGAUAAGGAUAGGGGAGUAUAUUGGGCAGAAAUAAAAAGUGCCCUCGACAAUUGUUCUUCUCAGGCGCAAUAUAACCGGCUGAUCGAAUUCGAGAAUCGGGAUCUCCGGAUCCGGGAGCUGAAACAUGAAUGUUAUUCUCUUUUUCAAGGAGUGCUUUCUGAGCAUCCUGACUUGGCCGAACAGGCCCCCUACAAUCCUAAAGAAGCCUUUAUGGACUUUUUAGAUGAAAGACGAAAUGAACUUGACCGAGAGGGCGGAACCCCAUUAGUAAAAGACCAGAGGGAACUCGCCUUUUUGAAUCAACUUUCUCACGAUGUGAGAACCCAUAGGAAAAACUCCCUCUAUAUCAAUAAUAUUCUUGGGAGAUGAGAUAAUAAGCUUAGGAAUACGUUUAUUUGCUAAUAUGAUGGCUUUCUUGAUCUCAUUCGUAUUCUGAUCGAUGAUUAAUAGAACUAUGGACCGGUCUAAUGGUUGAGCCGGAGAGUAGGGAGUAAAGGCAGGGCCCUGCUCACUUUGAUUUUCUCAUCUGGUGAGCUAUUGUCAUGUUCUUUAUUAGCCUUCAGAGCUUGUGUAGAGUUGAAGAGUUGUUGUCUUUUGACCUUCAGUAGUAGACUGAUUCUUCAUUUUUCUUCCAAUAGUUCGACCUAUCGUGUCAUUGUCAUUAAGGGAUUGAUCAUCAAACUUUCGAUCUUGUUCUUUGGUUGUUUUGUUGUCCAAGUCGAGUAGAGUAAGUUGCUGCUUUCAUGGUGGCGAGUCACUAUUACUUGUGGCUUGAGCCGGGUUUGGUGUUCAGUCCGCAAUUCCAAGGGUUUUUCCUGGCCUUCUCGCAACAGGAGAAGCGAAGCCUAUUCUAUUUACGAAAUGUGAAUCAGGCUGCACAGAAGAGAGUAA
Messenger RNA from Salvia splendens (bonfire salvia), 1579 nucleotides. RefSeq lists its product as uncharacterized. The transcript has a single exon. Lineage: Eukaryota; Viridiplantae; Streptophyta; Magnoliopsida; Lamiales; Lamiaceae. The coding region runs from base 134 to 1057 and encodes 307 amino acids. The record is from RefSeq and is a predicted model, not a curated record.